AUGACUAACGACUCUGUACCAGUCUUCAGUCCAUCUUAUGAAGAUUUUAAGAAUGUUCCAAAUUAUUUAAAAUCAUUAUCAUUCAAAUCAAUACCUUGCGGAGUUUGUAAAAUAAUUCCGCCAAAAAAAUGGCUUGAUGAAUUAUAUCAAAAUGAUAUUAUUUUGAAUAGUAACAAUAAUAGUAAUAAUUCACAAAUUAUUAGUCAAUCGGUUUUUACUAGUGCUAAUGGAAUUCAUAUUGUUGAAAAUAAUAAUAAUACUGGUAGGUCGUUCAACAUUAAUGAUUGGAAAAAUUUAACUACUUCUGCUACUACUACUACUACUACUACUACUACUACUACUACUACUACUGCUACUACUACUACUACUACUACUAAUAAUAAUAAUAAUAAUAAUAAUAAUAAUAAUAAUAAUAAUAAUAAUAACAAUGAUGAUGACGAAGCAAUUUCUUUAAUCGAAAAAGAUUCAAUAGAUAAUACAAUCAAUUACAAAAAUUGGAAAAUUAAUCAUAAUUUAAAUGAUUCUGCGAAAUUUAAUAAUACAACUUUUAAAAAUAAUCUGGAAUCAAAAUUUUGGUCAGAUUUAUCCACUUCAAACAAUAUUUUAUUGGGUCAUUCAAAUAUUGAUACUAUUUUCCCAAUUAAUUUAAAAUUAUGGAAUUUAUCCCGUUUUCAAAGUUUUUCAAUUAAUUGUAAUCAUAGUUUAUUUGGUGGUUUAUGGAAAUCAUCUUAUCCAUGGAAAUUUGAAAAAAAUGAUAAUUUCUCAGUUAAUUUCCUUCAUACUGGUGCUCCAAAGCAAUGGUACAUUAUUUCAAAUAAUGAUAUUUUAAAAUUUUCGAAUUUUUUAACUAAUAAUUUUAUUAAUGAUUCAAAUAAUUGUCCUGCAUUUUUUGAACAUAAAAAAAUUAUGGUAUCUCCAUCAAUUUUAAUAGAAAAUGAUAUCAAUUUUGAAAAAAUUACUCAAAAUCAAUUAGAAUUUAUAGUAACAUUUGCAUCAAGUUGUUAUUCAUCAUUUGAUUAUGAUUAUAAUAUUAGUGAAUCAGUUACUUUUGAACCAAAUUUUGACUUUCAAAAUACUUUACCAAUUGUACCUUCAUGCAUUUGUAAUAAUAAUACUAAUAAUAAUAAUGACACUAAUAAUAAUAUUGAGGGUUUUACAUUAGAUUAUACUACGCAAUUUUUUGAUAAACCAAAACUAUUAAAUAAUAAUAAUAAUAAUAAUAAUAAUAAUAAUAAUAAUAAUAAUAAUAAUAAUAAUAAUAAUAAUAAUACUAAUAAUAAUACUAAUAAUAAUAAUAAUACUAAUAAUAAUACUAAUAAUAAUACUAAUAAUAAUAAUGUGGACGAGCAUUUUGAAGAUUCAAAAGUUGAUAAUUUAUUAAAUUUAACCAAACUACAAACUGAUAAUAAUACUACUAAUAAUUUUCCUCCUCAUCAAUAUUUAAGCAUGACCCAAACCUUAAGUAGAUUAUCUUCUCCAACUUUAACAAAAUUAAUGGAUUUCUCAACUACUUUAGAACCUUCUUCAUUGAAUGAUUCAAAUUUUAAAUUGAAAAGAAAAUUAUCAACUCCACAAUUAGCUCCAAUAAAUUACAACAACAACAAUAACAGUAGUAUUGAAAGUAAUAAAGAUAAUAAUCAUUUUAGUAGUAGUAACAUUACAACUACAAAUCCAACUUCAUUAGAAUUACCAAGUAAUCUACCGUCAAAUACUUUAUUAGAUGAUGAAGAAAAUAUGUUGGCUUUCAGUUUAGCUUCAAUGGCGAAUAGUGGUGCUUCAACACCUCAUUUCAAUUUACCACCAUUAAAUCCUUCUCCUUUAGGUAAAAUUAUUAAUAAUAAUAAUGGUAAUAAUACUACAACAAACGAUGGAAUUCCAAAUCUCAAUAAUAUUCCUUUAAUGACGCAUAAUAAUAUCCAUAAUACUAAUAAUAGUAAUAAUUUAUCAAUAUUUUCUCCAAAUCCACUAUCCUAUUCAAUAAUUUCAAACAGUAACAAUAACAAUGUACUCGCAGGUUCAUUGACACCAAGUAAUAUUACAAAUUUGCCGCUAUUGAAAAAAACAUCAAAUUUAAUGGCAUUAAAUAUUUCAAGAGAAAAUUCAAAAAGUCCGAAUAAUCUUAUUAAUAAUUCUACAAAUAAUAAUAACAAUAAUGCUAAUAAUAAUAAUAAUAAUAAUAAUAAUAAUAAUACGAUCAAUACUAAUAAUAACCACAAUACUUUACCAUUUAUGAAUGAUUUUAGAUCACCAUUAGGUUUAAAUCAACCAUUAAUGUAUAAUUCAAUGAAUCAGCCUCCAUCUUCUGCAUUGAAUCCCGAAACUUUCAAUUCCUUCAGUAUUUCUCCAUCAUUUUCUCCAUUGGCUAAGAGACCAAAAUUAGAAUCACAUAAUGCAACGACAAAUAUCAAAUCAACUCAGCCUCGCAGAUUAAAUAAUGGAAUGACAGCAAAUCAUUCAAAAUUUAGUCCCGAAGAGAUUAUAAUAUCAGAAAAAGGUAAAACUUAUAUGUGUCAGGAAUGUAAACGUAAAUUUUCAUCUGGCCAUCAUUUAACAAGACAUAAAAAAUCUGUUCAUUCAGGUGAAAAACCACAUCCUUGUCCCAAAUGUGGUAAACGUUUUAAAAGAAGAGAUCAUGUCUUACAGCAUCUAAAUAAAAAGAUCCCUUGUACUGAAGAAAUGCAAAAUGUCACUGAAGUAAUAUGA
Kazachstania africana CBS 2517 is the source of this 2703-nucleotide messenger RNA. It is a transcript of the gene GIS1, whose product is annotated as histone demethylase GIS1. The record is from RefSeq and is a predicted model, not a curated record. Gene Ontology annotation, cellular component: nucleus. Gene Ontology annotation, biological process: chromatin remodeling. Gene Ontology annotation, molecular function: histone H3K36 demethylase activity; histone H3K9 demethylase activity. NCBI's taxonomy places the organism in Eukaryota, Fungi, Ascomycota, Saccharomycetes, Saccharomycetales, Saccharomycetaceae. The transcript has a single exon. Bases 1 to 2703 code for a protein of 900 amino acids.